This is a messenger RNA of Acanthoscelides obtectus, 605 nucleotides long. NCBI's taxonomy places the organism in Eukaryota, Metazoa, Arthropoda, Insecta, Coleoptera, Chrysomelidae. The record is from the annotation of a GenBank genome assembly.
CAACAAGGCCGCAGUAAUCGGUUUGGAGAAGUUAAAGCUGGUACGACAGAUUAUUGUUAAAUUCUGUGAACUUUGACGGUAUUAAAUGUCGAACAGAAAGUGAUGUUUUGUGCCAAAAUGUACAAGUACGUCAAGUACAACACCACAAAAAAAAUUUGUGAGUAUUCCAAAAGCUGUCGCACAACGUAAAAAGUGGUUUGACGCAGUUCGACGGGAUUUAAAAUCAGUUUCUUCCACGUCGAUCAUGUACUGCUGCGAAGAUAUUUUGACCUGGAAAAAGAUAUGGAAAACUAUCUACAAUACAAGAUGAGUACCGUUCGAGCCCGUAUGAAUCCUGAUAUUGCACCUCAUAAAUUUGCAUGUCAACUGGGUAGACAAUUAAGCUCUACGAAACGAGUGUUCAGCGAAAAAAGGGCAAGGCAGAAAGACAUCGCCAAAUAUUUUCAGGAGCGCAGUUGCGUGAAAAUUAGUCAACUAGAAGUGAUUCGAUCCUAUCGAUAUCCAUUGAAGGCCAUGUGUGAUGCAGAGGAUAACAUACUUUGUAUAUACAUAUGGUAUGUGAUGUUCACCUAUACACAGAUACAAUUUGUUCCGAUAUAAUUCCG